AAAAAAAAAAAAAAAGUGUGAUUAGUGCAAAGAUUAAGACGCCAUUAUAUUAUCCGUCAGACGAUGUCAGUUGUACCUCCUAAUCGAUCAUCUACCGGUUGGCCUCGUGGAGUAAAUCAGUUCGGCAAUAAAUACAUUAGCCAGCCGGCUAAACCGCUCACCCUGGAGAGACCAAUCAAUCUAUACCCACUAACAAAUUACACAUUCGGCACUAAGGAGCCGCUCUAUGAGAAGGACAGCUCAGUAGCCGCACGCUUUCAGCGGAUGCGGGAAGAAUUUGAGAAAAUCGGGAUGCGGCGGGCUGUGGAAGGGGUUCUGAUCGUUCAUGAGCACAGACUCCCUCACGUGCUGCUGCUGCAGCUGGGAACCACCUUCUUCAAACUUCCCGGGGGUGAGUUGAACCCUGGAGAGGAUGAGGUGGAGGGGUUGAAACGACUAAUGACUGAGAUUUUGGGGCGUCAGGAUGGAGUGAAACAGGACUGGGUCAUUGAUGACUGUAUUGGGAACUGGUGGAGACCAAACUUUGAACCACCGCAGUACCCUUAUAUUCCAGCACACAUCACUAAGCCUAAAGAACAUAAGAAGCUUUUUCUAGUACAGCUGCAAGAGAAAGCGUUGUUUGCUGUGCCAAAGAACUACAAGCUGGUGGCCGCCCCCUUGUUUGAGCUUUAUGAUAAUGCUCCUGGAUAUGGCCCAAUUAUAUCCAGUCUUCCACAGCUACUGAGCAGAAGGUUCACUUACAGAUUCGCUAUUGGUAGAGAUGCUGCUGCCGAAAAAUGUUGAGAGACGAACAUGUAGUACUCUGGUUUAACUUCAUCUACAAUUGAGAAGCGUGAGGUUUUGUCAUGACCGUGGACUGUCUCUGUGAGCGCAGUCUGAUGGGGUAACAGAUGAAGAUGUGGUGGUUAGGUGUUGGCAAGGUCCAUUGAGGUUUACGAAAUUUUGCAUUUUCUGGCCUGUCUGCAUUACAUUGAUUUAGAUUGCAUAGAAAUGUGUGCAUUUUUUUCUCAUUUAUAGAUGCGUUGCAAGUCUUUGUUAUUGAACUUUGUCAUCAAGUAACUACAAUUUUAUGUUUGACUACGUGGUGAACACAAUGUCUUUUGAAAAAAAUGUUUCAGUGACUUUUUUUUUAAACCUUGUAUAUUUGUCAGUGCUUUUUAUAAUAAAUUGUUUUCAUGGAGAUUUUGCAGGUAAAGCACAAUGUUUUGACAGGUUCACCCAAAAAUAUGAAAUUUACUCACAC
Molecule: messenger RNA, 1243 nt
Organism: Sinocyclocheilus rhinocerous
Lineage: Eukaryota; Metazoa; Chordata; Actinopteri; Cypriniformes; Cyprinidae
Product: cleavage and polyadenylation specificity factor subunit 5-like
Exons: 8
Coding region: 64-783 (239 amino acids)
Biological process (GO): mRNA 3'-end processing
Cellular component (GO): mRNA cleavage factor complex
Molecular function (GO): mRNA binding
Source: RefSeq, a predicted model, not a curated record